Camelina sativa (false flax) is the source of this 1054-nucleotide messenger RNA. RefSeq lists its product as uncharacterized. The record is from RefSeq and is a predicted model, not a curated record. Lineage: Eukaryota; Viridiplantae; Streptophyta; Magnoliopsida; Brassicales; Brassicaceae. Gene Ontology annotation, cellular component: cytoplasm; nucleus.
AUUUAUAAAAUUCAAACGGCGUCGCUGCAUCAAAUCCCAAAUUCAAGAAACGGCGACGUUUACAGUCAAGCUUAAACCCGCGAGGUCAAGGGUUUAGUAUCUUGAUUUCUUCUCAUCAGCCAUGUUUGGGUCGAGAGGUCUCUGCUGCUGUAGCAGAAUCUGGAAUCAUUCUCUGUUUCUGAAACGUUCUGGGAGCUUCCGAGCUAGUUUCGCGACCAAUUCCGUAGUAGCGAAGCAGAAACGGGUCGGGACGCAUAAUGGAACAUUCCACUGCGACGAAACCUUAGCUUGUUUCAUCCUUCGUCUUUCAAAUAGAUUCUCCGAUGCUCAUAUCGUACGAACCAGAGAUCAUGAGGUUUUGGAGAAGCUUGAUGCGGCACUUGAUGUUGGAGGUGUGUAUGAUCCUCAGAGUGAACGUUAUGACCAUCACCAGAAAGGAUUCACUGAAGUGUUUGGGAACGGGUUUAACACUAAACUCAGUAGUGCUGGCCUUGUUUAUAAGUGUGUUCAUUUUCACGCGAAAUCGUGGUUACCAGCUCGGUCAAUUGUAAUGGAGUGUCUUGCAAAACGGUAUGACAUAGACUCCACUGGAGAAAUUAUGAAGCUCAGUAAACAAUGCCCAUGGAAACUCCAUAUAUUCGAGCUCGAGGAAGAAAUGAAGAUUGAUCCUAACAUAAAAUAUGUUCUUUACCAGGAUGAUAGAAGUGAAAAUUGGAGAAUCCAAGCGGUUUCGGUUACACGAGACAGGUUUGAGAGCCGUAAAGCUUUGCCCUUAUCAUGGAGAGGUCUAGAAAAGGAGAAGCUCUCUGAGGAAAGUUCAAUUCCAGGAUGUGUUUUUGUGCACAUGAGUGGUUUCAUUGGUGCAAACCGGACAUAUGAAGGUGCCUUAGCGAUGGCAAGAGCCUCUUUGAUGGGUUAGAGUCUAUGCAUAACCAAAGAUUAGUUCUUUGGAUUGAAAUGGGUCCUCUAAGUGGCCAAGUCACAAAAUCAUGAAAAACAGUUUUCGUAUUAAUUUGUUUGUUUUCUAUAUAUAUAUGAAAUUUCUAUUGGGAAA